This is a messenger RNA of Gilbertella persicaria, 1295 nucleotides long. RefSeq names its product hemolysin-III related-domain-containing protein. The coding region runs from base 92 to 1096 and encodes 334 amino acids. Gene Ontology annotation, cellular component: membrane. The record is from RefSeq and is a predicted model, not a curated record. Lineage: Eukaryota; Fungi; Mucoromycota; Mucoromycetes; Mucorales; Choanephoraceae. Gene Ontology annotation, molecular function: signaling receptor activity. The transcript has 4 exons.
AGUUUUUAUAUUCUCUCCCCUUUUUUCUUUUUUUUUUUCUUUUGAACAUAUAUACCCCAUCAUAGAAGAAAAAGAAAAAAAAAACAAUAAAAUGGAACAACCAGAGAUGCGUGCUUCUUCUUCUUCAACUACUAUCAAUAUAUCCUCUCCUCAAUGUCAUAAUCGCUCAAGCUUAACAGAGACAAUCAGCGAAAAAUUCAAGGAGAUUGAAGAAGCAGACACAACUGGUUUUCUGCAAUAUAUGGACGAUCAAGUUCAUGACACUUGGGAUAAUGCAAAAGCAGUGAUGCUAGGUGCACAAAGACUAUUGCAGUUCCAUGAAUUGCCUAAAGAUUGGCAAGAAAACGAAUAUGUACUAUCCGGUUACCGAUUCUAUCAGACUAGCUAUGCAUGCCUAAAAUCUAUUUUUAUGCUUCAUAACGAAACCAUGAACAUUUGGAGCCACUUGCUCGGCUUUGUAUUUAUGUCUUGCCUUAGUAUUUACGGCUUUCAUAGACACUUUCCUGAUGCAUCAUUUAAAGAUCGUACUGUUUGCAUGACAUUUUGUAUUGCAGCCUUAAAAUGCCUGUUCUGUUCCUCUAUUUAUCACACAUUCAUUUGCCAUUCCCAUCGCCAAGUAAAAUCAUUCACAGCCACAUUGGAUUAUAUGGGCAUUUCUUUCUUAAUCACAGCCUCCGUACUCGUGACUGAAUACUAUGGCUACUACUGUAGACCCAUGAUGCGUGCUAGAUACAUGAUAUUCACCACUUUGAUUGGAAGCGUGGGUGUGUUUGCACCCUUUUUGGAAAAGUGGGACACAAAAGCACUUAGACCCUUGCGUAUUGCCGUGUUUGUGUCCAUGGCCGUCUCGAGUGCUGUACCUGUCUUUCAUUUGGCCUAUUUAAAUGGUCUUCGAGCUACUUGGCAAUUCUUUGAACUGGCUUCGGUGAGUGUCAUUAUGUAUGUUCUUGGUGUCAUUGUCUAUGCCAACCGUUUUCCUGAACGAUUCUAUCCUGGCAGAUUUGAUUUCGCAGGUUUAACAAGUCAUGCUAUCUGGCAUGUUUUCGUAUGCCUAGGCAUCUUUGUAAGUGGAUCAUUCAAACUUAUCAAUCAAUGACUAAAUUAUCUUCUUAGUUCCAUUAUUUAGCAUCUAUUAGGUUUUAUGCCAACCGAUACUCAUAUGGAUGCAACAUGAUAUCAAGAACAUAAACCCAUUCCCUGCAUACUAUUCUCCUUGAUACAGGAAUAUAUAUCCUUUUUUUUUUUUACUGCAUUUCUAGAAACAUAAUUCAAAUUUUGUAAUAAAAACAUCACAU